Messenger RNA from Brassica napus (rape), 372 nucleotides. Its product is annotated as 40S ribosomal protein S28-2. The coding region runs from base 1 to 195 and encodes 64 amino acids. NCBI's taxonomy places the organism in Eukaryota, Viridiplantae, Streptophyta, Magnoliopsida, Brassicales, Brassicaceae. The record is from RefSeq and is a predicted model, not a curated record. Gene Ontology annotation, cellular component: ribosome; cytosolic small ribosomal subunit. Gene Ontology annotation, molecular function: structural constituent of ribosome. Gene Ontology annotation, biological process: translation; ribosomal small subunit assembly; maturation of SSU-rRNA. The transcript has a single exon.
AUGGAUUCUCAGAUUAAGCACGCCGUGGUGGUGAAGGUGAUGGGACGUACGGGGUCAAGGGGUCAGGUGACUCAGGUUCGAGUCAAGUUCACUGACUCUGAUCGUUUCAUUAUGCGAAAUGUUAAAGGGCCUGUGAGGGAGGGAGACAUCCUCACCUUGCUCGAGUCCGAGAGAGAGGCCAGGAGACUUCGUUGAUUCACCUGCAAGAACACAGAGCAAUGUCUGCUUAGUUCCUUUUUUUUUUUGCUUCUUGUGUCUGGAUUAGUGAUUAUGCACUUUUGGAUUGUGUUUGGUUGUUGCUAUAAGACAAUUCCUGGAUUGAUAUUUGUUCUGGUUUUUUGAGGGUCUUCAGAGUUUAUUGUUUCAUCUUCA